AUGGCCGGCAUCACCCACUCGCACGACGGCGUCCACUCGCACUCACACUCACACGCGCACGACACCUUCAAUCCCGCUGAGCACGGCCACAGCCACGAGAUCCUCGACGGGCCCGGCAGCUAUCUCAAUCGGGAGAUGCCCCUGACCGAAGGGCGCGACUGGGCCAACCGGGCCUUCACAAUCGGCAUUGGCGGCCCGGUCGGAUCCGGCAAGACGGCGCUGAUGCUGGCGCUCGCGCGGGCGCUGCGGGCGCGGUACUCGCUGGCGGCGGUGACGAACGACAUCUUCACGCGGGAGGACGCGGAGUUCCUGACGCGGCACCGGGCGCUGCCGGCGGGGCGGAUCCGGGCGAUCGAGACGGGCGGGUGCCCGCACGCGGCGGUGCGCGAGGACAUCUCGGCGAACCUGGCCGCGCUGGAGGACCUGCACGCGCGCUUCGCCACCGACCUGCUGCUGAUCGAGUCCGGCGGCGACAACCUGGCCGCCAACUACUCGCGCGAGCUGGCCGACUACAUCAUCUACGUCAUCGACGUCUCGGGCGGCGACAAGGUGCCCCGCAAGGGCGGGCCCGGCAUCACCCAGAGCGACCUGCUCGUGGUCAACAAGACGGACCUGGCCGACGCCGUCGGCGCCGACCUGGCCGUCAUGGAGCGGGACGCGCGCAAGAUGCGGGAGGGCGGGCCGACCGUGUUCGCGCAGGUUAAGAAGGGCGUCGGGGUCGACCAUAUCGUCAAUCUGAUCUUGAGUGCGUGGCGGGCGAGCGGGGCCGAGGAGGCGACUAAGGCGGCGGGCGGGCCGAGGCCAACGGAGGGGUUGGAGGAGCUUGGCAGCGAAGAUGCUUGA
Molecule: messenger RNA, 843 nt
Organism: Thermothielavioides terrestris NRRL 8126
Lineage: Eukaryota; Fungi; Ascomycota; Sordariomycetes; Sordariales; Chaetomiaceae
Exons: 2
Coding region: 1-843 (280 amino acids)
Molecular function (GO): GTPase activity; nickel cation binding
Source: RefSeq, a predicted model, not a curated record